Messenger RNA from Hymenoscyphus albidus, 3133 nucleotides. Lineage: Eukaryota; Fungi; Ascomycota; Leotiomycetes; Helotiales; Helotiaceae. The record is from the annotation of a GenBank genome assembly.
CCAAAAUUCAAGACCUCAACAUCUUCCCAUUCUACUUCCGUACCUUGCUCAACCGGCGUGCAGGUAUCACCCACUCUGGCCUCUCAUCAUCCACUCUACCAGAACAUCCUCUCACAUACCUUCCUCUGCCGCGGGCGGUACCUUUCGCAUCAGCGCCGCCACUGCAUAAUCUGAUCUGUCACGAAAUAUUGCCUUUUCAACUCUCCACGCUUUUCCGGCAACCCGUCGCAUCUCGAACGACAGCCCAUCCACUUCCUCAAGAUGGUACAUCGUCACAGGAGGGACUUAGCUGCAAGUCGAAGACGGGUUGAGGAUGCAGGCGACGAGGAGAGUGUCCUGGACGCUGGCUCCCUGAGUGAUGAUUCGUUGAGUGAGGGGUCUAUACUAAGUGAGGAGGACGAAGCUCGAGAAGGAGAUGAGGUUAUCGCCAGCGAAAGACGCUCUGCCGGUACUGCAGGCUCCAUCAAGCUCAAUGGCAAUGGAGAAACCCUGGGAAAGGAUGGCCAGGCAGCAUCGACAAACGGCCACCCAAAGAAACCGGCCACAAAUGGCAACACCGAUAUGGAUUUGAUGCUGAAUGGGCUCAAGAUCUCGGACCACGGAAUUCCUGAUGAGAUCCAGUACGAGGAUCUCCGAGACGACGACGACAUCCAUGAGGAGGAAGAAGAACGAGAGCCGUCACUUCCAAUAGUGAAAUCCACCGCUCAGAUGGACCAACCCCAAGAGUUGCCCCACGAACGACGAAGAAGAGAGCAUGAGGAGUAUAAAAGGAGACGAGAUGCGGAUCCUGCGUUUGUACCGAACAGAGGGGCCUUCUUCAUGCAUGAUCACCGUCAUUCUGGUCCUGCUGCCAAUGGCUUCAGGCCUUUUGGAAGAGGUCGAGGGGGGCGGGGAAGACCAGGCAUUGGAGGUCCUUAUGCUCCGUCAAGGUAUGUCCGCCUUUGGAGAGGAGAUGUAUUAAUGAUUAACCAAUUUUCUCUAGUCAAAUGGCUCAACCUUUUGAACCCACCACUGAUGCACCUUGGGCUCACGAUAUGCACGAAGUGAUAAGUGAACCCCAUCCUCGCCAUGCCCCGUCAUCCGGAUAUCCCCAAGGCCCGGCAAUUCUACCUUCACGAGUUCCGAUCAGCGCUCCUUCGACAGCUCCACCAAAUAGAGCUCUAUCAACUACGAAGCAUAUUGGCAAUGUACAAAUUAGAGUAUUUUUGGCAAAUAUGGAGAAGCCGAUUGUGUUCCCUGGAAUACCGGUCAAGCAGUAUACCCGUCUGCCAGACCACCGUCCUCCAAUGCGGCGAGAUAAACCAGUUCGGAUUUCUAUACCGGACUAUCCUCCACGCUACAUAUUUCCUGCGAUUGAUAGAUCAUUCAUCUUCAUCCCUCGAGCUAUGCGUCCUAACCAGCAAGGAUUUGGUGGGCGGGGCAGAGGCCCCAGAUCCGCCUUUGGAUCAAUUGGUGGCUUCUCUCGACGUACCAGUGUUUUUGGUGGCAGUGUAUAUGGCAGUACCUAUGCACCGAGUGUGGCAAUGAGUCGCCGCUCUUCACUUGCGAGGGAGGUCAAUAGGGAUAGUAUCAUAUCCCCGAACGGCUCCACAAUGUCCGCAAGACCAGUUGUCAAACUACCACCGGCAAGUCAUUCGGCCCAACCAACUCAAUUCGUUCCUCCACACCAAUCCCAGGAUGGACCUCCUCAGGUUGUAGUUGUUGAUGAACAACCUCGACCCCAAACUUAUCCUCUACCUCAAAAGCCCACUUUCCGUGAAAAUCGACCAAACCCUAUCCCCAUGCAUCAACCUCGCCCACAAAAGGCUGUAUCUGUUGCAGAUAUCGAAUCACCUGCCACCUUAUCGUUCAACCCCCCACAACAACAUCAGCAACCUUUCCAUCAGCAGGUUCCUCUUCAAGUCAACGGGAACAGUUAUCCUCCAGAUGGUAUGAUGCACUCUCGCAACCCAUCCUACCCCAGUCAGGCAUCUACGGGUACACCACUAUCGCAGAUACCAGAACGAGCAAUCCACGCUCAGCCAUUCCAGCCAAACCCAUAUCAACAGCAGCCACAACCACAAAACUACUAUCCACAACCUUACCAAGUAAUGCCUCCUCCGCAACCGCCACAGGGCUACUACUACCCUCAGCAGCCAUAUAACCCUGCUAUGGCUCAGCCUGGUGGCCCACCUCAGUAUAUGCCUGCACAACCGCAGCAUCAACCGCAACCAACAUCAUUUCCUCAACCCAACCAGCAGCCAGACACAUCGCAGCCUAAUCCACAAGGGCUUGUGGCUCAGGAAGUUAAUGGAAUGGUAUACUAUUAUGACGCGGCACAAAUUCCCGCUGUGGCCACCUUCCCAGCGUAUUCACAGCCUCCGGCUUAUCCUAUGCCGCAAACAGGUGGAGUGAUGGGUAUGGGAGGUAUGAUAACACCAAGUCCCGAUGGUUUCUACUAUCCGCAAGCCCAGCCAGGAGUUGUUUACUAUCAACAAUAAUUGGUGCUUGAAUCAUCCUUUUCUGUUAUAUUCCUUUUCCCGUAAUGCUUUCAGCGAUCUUGUCUGGGACGUGGGUUUUUAUGUCUUUUUGUUUUUUCCAGGAGAGGUCGCUCCCUCCAUUCCUCCGUGUCACCUUAUAUGUUUUCGGGAACAUGUAAGAGAGGACUAUAUUCGAGGUUCAUUUGGAGUGUCUUCCCCAUGUUUUUACCGUUCACACGGUUUCUUCUUGGGGUAUCGAAUUGGGACUUGGAGAAGGGAUGAUGACGGGAGGGUUUCCUAGUCUAGCAUGCGGCUAUCACAUUUUUCAGCUGCUUCUUGUUUUUUCCUCUUCUUGGUAUGGUUUUCUCGGUAUCCUGUCUGGGUGGUUCUUAGUUGCAUGAUGCAGUUGUGGACUUUUUUAGGUUUGUUUUUUUUCCCUCUCUGAAUCCCGUCUCGACAUUGUUUGUUUGUUAAGAUGGAGGGAGUAAAAUGCCUUUUUUCCGGGCUCUGUUCUGUCCUUUUUUUGCUAUAUUUUAUGAGGCAUUGAAUGGAUUCGGUCUCCUUCUUCCUUUUCUUUUUUGGACCCAUGGGAUUCCUUUUUUCCUCUCUCCCUCUUUUGGGCGUGGGAAGCGAGUUGGUUGUUGUGUUUUUUGAGAGGGAAAGGGGGUGUGGGG